AUGCGACUCUUCGUCACUAAACGGAUUUCCGCCGCUCUCCGCUUAUACGCCGCUGCAGUUCCCCGCCACAGUCCCAACAUAAGUACUUGUGCUAGCCGCUUGCCCAAAUUUCAGACGCCAGCUUACGCGUCCGGAGGAGGCCUGCUAGAUUCCCCAUGGUCCGCCACCCAGCUCCGCGGCGCGAGAUUCUCCGGCGCCGAUGUACGGCCUGGAAAUGUUAUCGAAAGAAGAGGAAAGCUUUAUGAGGUGGUAAAAGCAGACCACUCUACCCAAGGAAGAGGAGGAGCUAUAAUACAGGUGGAGCUGCGGGAUGUCGAUAGUGGAAGCAAAGUGAAUGAAAGGCUGCGAACUGAUGAGAAAGUAGAAAAGAUAUAUGUUGAGGAGAAGUCACUGACAUACUCUUACACUGACGAUGAAACUGGAAAUAUUGUGCUUAUGGAGCCCGACACUUACAACCAGCUGGAAGUGCCUAGACACCUAUUUGGUGAUUCUCAUGUCUACCUUCAAGAUGAUAUGGAAAUCACAGUCCAGCUUUAUAAUGAAAGACCACUAGCAGCAUCGAUUCCACAUCGAGUAACAUGCACUGUUGUUGAAGCCGAUGAGGCAUUAAAGGGAAGCAGUAAAUCCACGCCUUCUAAGAAGGUUCUGUUGGAUAAUGGAGUCACUGUCCAGGUCCCAGCUCAUAUCACAGUUGGAGACAAGAUUGUCGUCAAUACCAGUAACAACACUUAUUCUAGCAGGGCCUGA
Messenger RNA from Striga hermonthica, 747 nucleotides. Lineage: Eukaryota; Viridiplantae; Streptophyta; Magnoliopsida; Lamiales; Orobanchaceae. The record is from the annotation of a GenBank genome assembly.